GUUAGAAGCAGUCAGGGAGGUGUAAGCAGAUGCUGGCAAAGUCUGCAAAUCUAAUGCAGAGCCAGAUGGAAUAAGUCAGCUUCUCCCAACAAUAUAAGGUCAUAACUGGGUGUGUCAGUUAUAAGUGAUGUGACCCAUAAGAACGGAAUCCUGUUUCAUUGCCGCAUUUCACAGCAAAGAUCAUAACCAGGCUAUGUCAUCAGCUGUGGACCAACUUCCAGACAAUGUCAAGGAUUGGGACAUGGAGGCCACAGUAACAUCAAAGCCUUCAGAGGAACAAAACAUCCCAAGGUGCUUGAGAAGAAUGUAAAGUGAAAUUUGGACAACUGAGCAGAAGUUGUUGGGAGAGCUGUCCAAUUGCCAGAUCGGAGGCCUUAUGUGUUCAAAUUUUGCUUCAUCUUCUUGUAUGGUACACCUUGAUCUGAAUGUAACCCAUGUUGAAUGUCAUCCAGAAAAAAUAUUGGUAUACUUUUGGGGGCGGUACUGCAAUAUAUAUGAAUUGGACUAUCAUAUACUACAGACUGAAAUACAAAAUGCAGCAAAGACGAGAGCCGAUAUUGCAGUUGAUGAGUUGUGUUUUGCAGAGGACACUUACCAUGGUGAAUGGCAUCGAGGAAGAGUAGUGAGAAAACAUGAAGAAUCGUAUGAAGUCUUUCUCAUAGAUGUUGGGAUGGUCAUGACUGUUGAUGCUGGGCACAUUGCUCCUGCCUGUGAGAAUUUGUUUCAACUUCCCCCAAAAGUAGUAUGUGGCAUAUUUGCCAAUAUAGUUCCUGUCAGAAGAAUAUGGUCACCAAUGGCUGUCAAAUAUUUUGCAUCAUUGGCACCUACUCAAAUCAAAGGUUAUGUUGAAGGUGUCUUAAUGAACCAAAUCGUUUUAGUAGAAGUACCCAGUGUUAGUCAAAAGCUCCUUGAACUCGGCUUGGCAAAAAUUCUUGAUGGCAGCACUUUCCAUUUCCUGUUGAAAAUAUCUGAAGAUUUACCAAGAUAUCCUAGUUGUGAAAAUGCUAAAAUUAAAAACACAAAUAAACAAUGCUGGAGGCCUGUGCUGGAUAAAGCCAUUAUACUAUCACCUAGUUUCCAACAUAUUAUGGAUGUUUUCAGUCCAAGUUUGCAAACUGGUUUUACAGAAUCAGUAAGAAUCACAUGUGCAUCAGGACUUCACAACUUUUAUUGCCAGCUGAAAAGGCUGACUUCAGAGCUAGAAGCAAUGACUGAAGACAUGCAUGAUUACUAUGAAAACAAAGAAAAAGAAUUAAAUGACGAACAUGUUGAUAAUUCUGGUGCACUCUGUGCUGCAAAAGGUAAAGAUGGAAAAUGGUACAGGGGAGUUGUAAAGCAGCUCUUAACUUCAGGCCAAGUAGAAGUUUGGCUCAUGGAUUAUGGAAGUAUAGCAGUUGUAUUUCCCCAUCAUAUUAAAAAAUUGAUGCCAGUUUUUUUUAUGAUACCCAUGAUGUCAUUUCCUUGCGCACUAACUGGGUUAGCAAAGCAAACAGAACAUUGGAUAAGUUUGCAGCUUAAAAUUUUCAAGCAAUCGCUGUUUGAGGAAGGAUUAAACAUUCGCAUUGAUUCCUACUCCUGUACAGAGCAUCUGUACUAUGUUACACUCUGUAAUCUCCAAAACGUUAAAAUCCAUCAGAUGCCUGAAUUGUUGUCAGGAGUGAAUCUAAAGAUUGAAAGUGUCCCUGAGGAGAAAGCAAAUAAGGAUACAAACAGACAAUUGGGAAAAUUUUCAGGAACAAAGAUGAGAGCAACUGGAAAACUAGCUCAUAACCCAAUGUGUUACAGUUUAAGAUCUGCUGAGAUGAAAAUAAAUGCUUCCUACAUUGGAUUCGUUGAAUAUGUUAUUAACCCCUCUGACUUUUGGAUUCGUACAUCAGAAUACAAUCAUGAAUUUGAAUGUUUAAUGAAUAGCAUUGCAGAUCAUUACAGCAAAAUUGGCAUAAGUGAAGAACUCAUUCAGAAACCAGCACCUGGCUUAUUUUGCUGUGCAAGGUAUAGUCGAGACCUGCAUUACUACAGAGCAGUUAUUACUGAUGUAUUUGACAGCUAUCUAAGAGUAUUUUUUGUUGAUUUUGGGAAUACUGAAAUUGUAGACUUUACUGCUGUAAAAUCCCUGCCUCCCCAGUACACGCAUUUGCCAUCUCUGGCUAUGAACUGUUCUACUGCUUGUGUUUUUCCUAUUGAAGAAGUGUGGACAAAAGAUGCCACUAACUUCUUUAAGAAAGCUGUAUUUAACAAAGACCUUUUAAUUGAUGUAGUCUCAAGACACGGAAGCAGAUAUAUAGUUAAUAUUCAUGACAAAGAAUGCAUGGAACAGCCAUCUAUUAGCACAUUGCUGCUUAACUCUGGAUAUGCUGAUUUUUGGAAUGUAAAGGUGGAUGAUAUUUUGCCUGAACAACAUUGUAAAUUGAAGAAUUCAGGAGAUAAAGCAACCAAGUUAACCAAAAGUGAAAAAAGGACAUGCACAGAUAACAUCUCCAAGGUGAAUAAUACAUGUAUUGUUCCAUUUUCACACAACAAGCUGUCUACUGUGUACUUUCCAACUGUGAUGAUGAAAGAUAGCUUUCCAGCUGCACCUCUUACCACAUCAACACGAAGUGAAGAGUCCUUAUUAGCAUCUCCAUACAGACAACAAGUGUUUAAGCUUGGGUCUGUUCUUGAUGUGAGAGUGUCUCAUGUAAAUUCCCCAGCAGAAUUUUGGUGCCAACUGCAAAGUAAGUCUGAUGAACUUGAGUUGCUAAUGAGGAAUAUCCAAUUUUAUUACAAUACUCCAAGGGACGCUUUUCAACCUGAACAUACUGGGUGUGUUGCAAAAUGCUCCAAGGAUGGACAGUGGUAUAGAGCAACAGUUAUUCAAAGAAAUAUUCCAGAAGAGGUUACUGUAUUGUUUGUUGAUUAUGGUAUCCAACAAAGAACGGCUCUGAGGAAUCUUUGUGCUAUUAAUCCAAAAUUUCUUCAACUCAAAGGGCAAGCUUUUAGAUGCACUCUUAACAGUAUAAUUCAGUCAAUGAACCAAGACCCUGCUGUUUGGGAUCAAGUUUCCUGCAACACAUUUAAGCAGUUCAUUGACAAUGCAUUGACAUCAGGUGUCAGUCUUAAAUGCACAAUAUUUGCAAUGGUUUUGAUGGAUGGAAAGGGUCUGUGUAAUGUGGUAGACCUUCUUACUCCAGAUAUUAAUUUAUGCCAGCUACUUUUGGACAUGGGGUUAGCCACAAAUGUUAAAUCAACAUUUUCAUUUAGUUCCUCAAUUUGGUUAUAUACAUUUUAUUAUAGUGGUCAUGGCAUAAAAAUUGGAAGCGAAGAAAAAGUCUAUGUAACUCAUGCUUCUAGUCUGUCAAAAUUCUAUUGCCAAUUUGAGAAAAAUACUGUGGUGGUGGAUAAACUUAUGACCGAUGUCACCCUUAUUAGCAAACAAAUGCAAGGACAAAAAUUGGACUUGAACAAAACUGCGAUGUGCUUAGCAAAAUAUUUUGAAGAUGGUCAAUGGUACCGUGCUCUCGCCCGUUCUGUGCAAUCACCUGUGCAUUUUGAAGUGUUUUUCAUAGACUAUGGAAACACAGAAAUAGUUGACAAAAAUGAUGUGAUUCCAAUUCCUCUGGAAGCAAUGGAACUGAUUUCAAUACCUAUGCAAGCAGUAAAGUGUUCUUUAUACCUUCCUCUUCAGAAACUACCUGAUGAUGUUAUCACUUUGUUUAAAGAGACUGUGAUGGGAAAGCAACUGAAAGGCUUUGUAGUAGCAAAGAAAUCUGAUGGUCAGUUGGUUCUUGACCUUUAUGAUGGAAAUGUCAAAAUCAGUGCUGAAAUAACAGAACAGCACCUUCAUGGAGGUGGGAUGAGAUCCCUUGAUGACACACAGUGGCAAAGUAGCAAUUCUUCCUACCCAACAAAUGUAGUCACUUCCUCAGAACAAAUAAGUGAGCAACCUGAUUAUUUAGUGCACUUGAUAAAAGAAACAAAAGGACUGAGCAGUUCCUUUCCGAGAGCAGACCUGUGGUAUAUUGGAAGAAAAAACAAAGACCAGAAUAGUUCUCUUAAUAAAAUAAGAGAAAGAGGUGGCAAAAAUACAACCACUAAACACUGCCUACAGAAAAUUGUUCCUAAAUAUACUUUCCAUCCAGCAAAAUUGGGCAAAGUCUGCAUCACAAGGAACUCGAGUGGAACAGUCCAUCUCGGCAAGACAAGAUCCCGUGUACGGAAAACCAAGAUGAUACCUGAUGUGAUUAAUUCCAGAGAAAUAUCAACGCCAACUGUACUUCGUUCUCCUGUGCAAAGCAUUGCUACAGUGCCAGAUGCAAAGGGCAGUUUUGAUAUGAUAUGUAGAAGUAGGAAGAAAACUCCUAGGAAAUGGUUUCCUCAAAAUUUCACCAGAUUGGUUAGAAUGUUGGAUUCUGGCAUUUGGGAGGUUGAUGCUGCUUCUCUGUCUGAAAGACACAAAGUGCUCCAUAUAAAUGAUGCUGCUACCAUAUUGAAAGAUUGUUUGCUUGAUUUGGAUGGAUGGAUGAAUAAAAUGGCUUGUGCAGACGUAAAAAUCACUACAGCUAAUAAAGAUGAUGUGUCAUUAGAAACUUUGCUUCCUGUUGAGAGCGGCAGGAGAUGCUUAUCAACAUUCAACAUAAUAGCAUGUGGCCCUAUCCAGCCAACUAAAGAAUACAGUGGCUUUGCUACUUCUGUGAUUGAUCCAUCAGAAUUCUACAUUCAGCUUGAUGAUGCAUUUGAAACAAUGAUAACCCUCAGUUCAUUCCUGGCUGAGCGACCAGAGGAUUUUCAAGCAUUGUCAGUCGAUUCAUUGAACCCUGGGGUAACUUGUCUAAUCAAACGUGCCAGAGAUGAGCAUUGGUGCAGGGUUGAAAUUUGUGCAGUGUCGCAACAGUUAGUUCUUGUCAGAGCUGUUGAUUAUGGACAUUAUAUCUUCAUCCAGCCUUCAGAUUUUAGCAGAAUAAGGGCACUUCCUCAAGAACUUGCUGAUGUGCCACACUUAACUAAUCCCUGCAGUUUAAAUGGAGUUGUGCCUGCAACAGGAGAUUUUUGGACAGAUGAAGCUAUUGUUUUCUUUCAAAAGUCCUUGAAGAAGCAGAAUUUGACUGUCAUUUUCAGACAGCAUUUUGCUAAGUUGUUCUGGGAAGUGGACCUUGUCAUAAAUAACAAAAGUGUGGCAGAAGAUUUGGUUGCUGCUGGACAUGCUACAUUUCUGAAAGGAAUUGUUAACUCCUCCACUAAAGGCACACUCAGUUCUGCAGAAGUCUUUCGGAUUCUGGCAGAACCCAUCUUAAACCGACAAUUUAAUAAAUAUGAUGAGCGACAAUUUAAUCAAGGAAAAAACCCAUCAGUGAGAAAUUUGAAGCCAGCUAUUUAACAACAAAAUAUAUGAGCAUAACUUACUAAGGAUCUCUUCUCCAAACAAAGCACUUGUGAAGACUGGCCUUCACUCUACAAUUUUUCACUGACAUAUCCUGCAUUGAAUCAUGAUCAGAAUUAGAGCUUUGAGAUUUCCAGAUAAAA
Pristis pectinata (smalltooth sawfish) is the source of this 5499-nucleotide messenger RNA. RefSeq names its product tudor domain-containing protein 15-like. NCBI's taxonomy places the organism in Eukaryota, Metazoa, Chordata, Chondrichthyes, Rhinopristiformes, Pristidae. Bases 377 to 5353 code for a protein of 1658 amino acids. The record is from RefSeq and is a predicted model, not a curated record. The transcript has 6 exons.